ACGGGACUUCGAACGAUGGAACUUCCUGGAGCCUUCCAAUUUCUUCCAUGUCCCUCUGGAACUUUCCUCUUCUAUCCAUUAUCCCAACACUGCCUGCCUUCCCAGUGCACCUAUAAACCCCCAGAAGCACCCCGUCCUUUUUCUCAGAGAAAUUCGAUCAAUCCGAUUUCAGAAGUUUCCAAGAAAGUUUUCUGGCAUUUAGCAUCCGUGACGAGAUUAACCUACUCAUAAGAGGUAAAUGGAUCUCAGAAUCUUGGGUUUGGAUUCUCCACUCUUCUCCAAUCUUCAACAGAUGAUGGACCUGACCGAUGACACCGACAAGUCUUCCCACAACGCUCCUACCCGCACCUAUAUGCGUGACGCCAAGGCCAUGGCUGCCACUCCCGCCGAUGUUAAGGAGUACCCAAGCUCCUACGUCUUCAUUAUCGACAUGCCGGGGCUCAAGUCCGGGGACAUCAAGGUCCAGGUAGAGGACGAAAAUGUGCUGGUGAUUAGCGGCGAGAGGAAACGUGAUGAGGAGAAAGAGGCCAAGUACGUGAGGAUGGAGAGGAGGAUCGGGAAAUUUAUGAGGAAGUUUGUGCUGCCUGAGAAUGCCAACACAGACGCUAUCUCCGCGGUUUGCCAGGACGGCGUGCUGACUGUGACUGUGGAGAAGCUUCCGCCUCCAGAACCCAAGAAGCCCAAGACAAUUGAGGUUAAGAUUGCAUAAGCGCAGCAGUCGGUGGGAUUGGCGACUCGAUUUGGCUAUGACUGUGUUGUGGGUUUUGGUCUGAUUAUGGUUAUAAUAGAGUAUUUUGUGUUUUUCGUAUGUUCUGUCUUUGCUUGCAAGUGGAUUUUGUCCUGUCAUAUGUAGGAUUUCAAGUGAUUAUGCCUAUGGUCUGUGGUUAGAAAACAGUUCUCGAUGUUUCAAUUUUCGAAUAAUUGUCUUUUUCUUUCAGUGCUCA
Carya illinoinensis is the source of this 944-nucleotide messenger RNA. Its product is annotated as 17.9 kDa class II heat shock protein-like. Gene Ontology annotation, biological process: protein folding; response to salt stress; response to hydrogen peroxide. The record is from RefSeq and is a predicted model, not a curated record. NCBI's taxonomy places the organism in Eukaryota, Viridiplantae, Streptophyta, Magnoliopsida, Fagales, Juglandaceae. The coding region runs from base 239 to 709 and encodes 156 amino acids. The transcript has a single exon.